GGUAAUCUAUGGGGCUGGGGUUGAUCCUAUGGGGAAUCUAUGGGGCUCAGGUUGAUCCUAUGGGUCAAUCUAUGGGGUUGGAUCGCCCUUUUGUGUCCCACGCUGUCAGAACUACAACUCCCACAAUCCCCUUCGUGUCCAAAGCCUCACUUCCGGUAAAGCCGGAAGUGUGGAGCGGCGCUCACAUCCGUCGCGCGUAAUACGCGUCACUUCCUGCUUGGCGCUAAACAAGAUGGCGGCGCCGAUCCGCGUUCGGCAGAACCCGGAAGUGCCGGGGUCGGUUCGGGUCCAAUUGCUGCCGUGUUCGGUUCGGUUCGACGGAGCGGCGCCUGUUAAAGCCUUUAUGAGGGAGCGGAACGGACCGGAUGGGGAACUUUGGGCCUCGUUCCGUGGGCGUCGCUUGGGGGGCAGAGAGCGGCUCCUGCCCCACGGAUACAGGGGGGGCGUCCUGCAGCGCAGCCCCACACAUGGCUCCGACGGCGACACACAGGAGGUGACGCUGACGGCGACGUUCAACUCCAUCACAGAGUGGGGGGCUGACAGCGUCCCCCCCCCACUUGGGGGGCUGGCCAAUGCAUUGCAAUGGGGGCCACUGGCACAGGCGAUCCAUUCAUCAAUCCCAGUGAAUGACAGCGAGGAGGAGGCGGAGCCAUAAGAGACCACGCCCACAAAGGGGCGGGGCCUACACAAAGCCCCUCCCACCGCCAUUAAAACCAAUGGGGCCAAAAAUGGGCGGAGCCAACGGAGACCACGCCCCUCAUCCAAUGCGCUGCCACAUUGUGGGCGGGGCUUCGAGAAGACCACGCCCCUCCAAGUGGGUGGAGCCAACUGAGACCACGCCCCCAAUAAAGAUUCUUUUUAUAUCCACCAAUGGGAUUUAAUGGCGGCCAGCUUGUGGGCGGAGCUUCGAGAAGACCACGCCCUUAAAGUGGGUGGAGCCAACUGAGACCACGCCCCCUUUAUCUCCACCAAUGGGGUUUAAUGGGCGCCUUAUCUUGUAGGCGGAGCCAACUGAGGCCACGCCCCCAAUAAAGACCUUCCAUAUCCUUUAA
Coturnix japonica (Japanese quail) is the source of this 1052-nucleotide messenger RNA. Lineage: Eukaryota; Metazoa; Chordata; Aves; Galliformes; Phasianidae. The record is from RefSeq and is a predicted model, not a curated record.